Paramecium pentaurelia is the source of this 428-nucleotide messenger RNA. The record is from the annotation of a GenBank genome assembly. Lineage: Eukaryota; Ciliophora; Oligohymenophorea; Peniculida; Parameciidae.
UAUGAAUAAUCUUGAUUUUUAAUUUGAAAUAGGUGUACCUGCCAUUAAAUUACUUGAGUUAUUGAGGGAUCUCAACGAAGAAUUGAAAUACUUUAAGGAUGAUGACCUUCUUCUCUAAAGCACCCCAUAAAUACUUAUUGAGGAUCCUUUUAAAUUUCUAAAUCUUACAGAAGAUUAUAUGGAGAGAGAAUAUUCAAAUGAGGUUCCUACUUCUGUAUCUGCCUAAAAACCAGGAAAGAAAACACUCAAAAAUAAUUUUAUUUAUGAGAAUGAAGAAAAACCUUACAAAUGUGGGCAUUGUAAUGAAUUAUUUACACACUCACGUUAAUUAGGUGGACAUAUUUAAAAAAGGCAUCGUAAAGAAAAAGUCGAAUAAUCUUCGACAAGUAGUUUCUAACUCAGAAAAAAAUAAAAAUAUGAGUAGUGAG